Messenger RNA from Didymodactylos carnosus, 237 nucleotides. The record is from the annotation of a GenBank genome assembly. Lineage: Eukaryota; Metazoa; Rotifera; Eurotatoria; Philodinida; Philodinidae.
AUGCCGUGCGGGCCCCGUCCCGUGACUUCCGUCUACCCGUCCCCGUGGACCACUGGUUUAAAUAAUCCCGCCCGUAGUGAACCACCAGCAUCUGAUGAUGAAUUACCAGUUGCUGUUGAUAAAAUAACAUCAGAAGAUUCGUCCGAUGAUAAAUCAUUUAUUUCGAUCAUUGGGGUUGACAAACGAGAAGAAGCUUUCAAAAAUCAAAAGAAUUUUAUUCCCUUGACUUUAGUCUAG